This is a messenger RNA of Prunus armeniaca (apricot), 1086 nucleotides long. The record is from the annotation of a GenBank genome assembly. Lineage: Eukaryota; Viridiplantae; Streptophyta; Magnoliopsida; Rosales; Rosaceae.
AUGGCUGAUUCCACCCAAGCCAGCUACGAGAAGAACAAAGAAAUAUCAGAAUCUGAUUCAAUAGAAUCAUCUUCGGAAGUACCUUUCGAACGACUUGAAAAAGUCAUGAGAGAGGGUUUCCAGGCAAUGACCAGCUCUAUGGAUCACUUAUCUCAAAGCGUCGUUCAGACCGUUGAGAGAGGACAUAUGAACACGACCCUACAAGGGAAUGAGACGAGGCCAUAUUUAGGCCACCUCUUCGAACGGGCCAUGCAGGCAGAACAAGAAGAUAGAAUGGUCCGAAAAGAAGAUGAGAGACCACUGAAUGCCGAAACACCCUUAUUGAUACAAGGGUACUUUGCAGGGCAAACAAGUGAUCAGCCCACGGGGUUUAAUGUCACCACGGCGACACAACAUGUGCUAAAGGUGAUUUCACCUCCCAAGGAUGUUGCUAGUCAACAUUUUGCUCCGUUCGGAACACCAUCCAAAUACCAGGCUCCAAAAAUUAGCGAACCCGCCCUGCCUCCGGAGCCAGUCCGAAGGAAUAUGCAUGCCGAUAGAUGGCGAGAGCCAGCAGGGUUCAACGUGCAUAUCGCGCAUAACAAUGGUAAUAACGGAGGGAACGGACAAGGAAGACAAAACAAUGCACGGGUACCCGAGCAAAUCCAAGAAUCCAAUGAGAAAGAAGAUGUAGGGCAGGCUCCCCCAGUUGGUGCCGAACCUGCACCUAGAAACCAUCCAGAUAUGGAUAUUUGUAAUGAGAUGGAAGCAUUAAGGCAACUCGUCUAUAAUGGUCAGGCCGGUAUUCAAAGACCAACCGGGCUUACUUACCAGAAGCCUGAUCCUGCUUACAUUGAUGAUUUACCUUUCCGAAGAGGCUUCAAAGUCCCAAGUUUUAGCUUAUUCAACGGAGAAGACCUAUAUGCAUUAGUAUUGGAACAUAUAGGGCGGUUCUCAGCCCAAUGCAUAUCCAUAGAAACCCAACCCCUCUUAAAGUUGAGAUUAUUUGGUAGUUCUUUGUCAAGUCAAGCUUUUAUUUGGUAUUCCAACCUUAGCCCGAAUUCCAUACUCGGAUGGGCAGAGAUGGAAGGAGCUUUUAUGGAAUAG